AUGGAAUACAUAUAUGGACUGCCACCACCUCCGCCUUCUUCAAAUAAUGGAAAUGCUAAAAAGGACAACAACAACAAUCAUAUGAAGCCAGGAAAGAACCAGAACAACAGGAGACAACAACAAAAUAACAAUAAGCAAAAUAGUCGACCAAAUCCCCAGAAUCAAGCUUAUUUAGAUCUACCAACCCAUCUACCGAACGAAGUACCCAAACAACAGCCUGCCCUGGUACAUGAACAAGGAGAGGUCAUUGAUGAAGUGAACCAAACUGAAGCCGCCAAAGAAGUUGUUCCUGUGUUUGGUACCAACAUUGUUCUCAAAACAGAGGAAGAUAUCGAAGAAUGGGUCAAACAGAGAAAGUUGAAUUGGAUGAAGAAAAUUUCCAACUCAAGGCCUGAACCAGAAUCUAAACCAGCACCAGCUACGUCUAAUCAACCACCCAAAAGAACUCAAAGAACAUCAGACCCUCGUUUGAACCGAAAUCAAACUAGAGUGCAGAAACCACAACAUAAAAACAACCACAACAGCAACAAGACCAACUUGAACAACCUGAUAAUACAAAGAGAGAUUCAACACGAGAACAAGGCCAUUCUGGACGUGAUUAAAGAGCUUUUUGAAGUACAAAUACUGAAGGAAUAA
Messenger RNA from Hansenula anomala, 636 nucleotides. RefSeq names its product Rsa1p (gene RSA1). The transcript has a single exon. Lineage: Eukaryota; Fungi; Ascomycota; Saccharomycetes; Phaffomycetales; Wickerhamomycetaceae. The record is from RefSeq and is a predicted model, not a curated record. The coding region runs from base 1 to 636 and encodes 211 amino acids.